Molecule: messenger RNA, 2093 nt
Organism: Astyanax mexicanus (Mexican tetra)
Lineage: Eukaryota; Metazoa; Chordata; Actinopteri; Characiformes; Acestrorhamphidae
Gene: fam151a
Product: family with sequence similarity 151 member A
Exons: 8
Coding region: 76-1887 (603 amino acids)
Source: RefSeq, a predicted model, not a curated record
UACACACACUCAGAGUAUAACAGGACUCACAGUAGAACAAGCAAUCAAACCUGAGCGUCCACACCCUUGAGCAGCAUGGACGAAAAAGACAAAAGACAAGAAGAACAAAGGAAAAGAAGAAAGGAUGAAGAAGAGAAUAAAGAGGAGGAGGAGAAGAAGAAGGCUGGAGUGGAGGUUCUGACCCGGCAGCAGAUCCUCAUGCUGUGUGUCGGGCUCGGUCUGGUUCUGCUGCUGGUGGUCAUCACCGUAACCUCAGUGCUGCUGACCGUGAACUCUGACCCAGGAACUCCGGAGACGAUGGUGCCUUUUCCUACGGAUGGAGACAUGCUGGAGUUUCUGGUUCGGAACGGAGAGCUUCAGGAGAAGGACGGACUCUACGCCACGUGGUAUCACGCCGCCAACAGCAAAACGGAAAUGAACGAAGCCCUAGAAAGUGGAGUCAUGAUUCUGGAGGCUGAUGUAAACGUUGAAGGCCACAACACCGCCAACGAAACCAACAUCCCAAUCAUGGCCCAUCCUCCAGACGUCUACAGCGACAACACCCUGGAGGAGUGGCUCGAUGCUGUUCUCAAAUCCAAAAAAGGAAUAAAACUGGAUUUUAAAAGUCUUCAGUCUGUAGGACCUUCACUGGAUCUGCUGAGGAUCAAGAAUCAAACUGGAAUUAAUCGUCCGGUCUGGAUAAAUGCUGAUAUUCUACCCGGCCCAAAUGUACCGAACUUCUGGCCGGUCAUCAACGCCACUGUGUUCUUCGACCUCAUUGAGAAGAAGUUUCCAGAUGUCACCAUCUCUCCCGGCUGGAAGGUUCUUUAUUUAUCGCUUCUCCCUAAUGCGACGUACAGCCGGGCGAUGGUGGAGCAGAUGUACGACGCCGUCAAACACCUUCCCCAGAAGAUCACCUUCCCUGUUCUGGCCGUGAUGGGGAAGAACGGAUGGCCUCAUCUCAGCUGGCUCCUCAGCCAGUCGUCCAGGUUCAGUUUGACGCUGUGGCAGGGGGAGGAGAACCCCACUGUGAACGAUCUUCUCUUCAUCAGAGAUAACAGUAACCCUCAGCGCAUCUACUACGAUAUCAACGAGCUGGUUCUGUCCCAAUUCAAAGAGGCAUCAAAACAGAAAAACAGACGCAGGAGGUUUUAUCCAGGAGGUGAUAUAGUAAAUUACUUCAAACCUGCAGAUGAUGUCGGCUUGAACAUCCUUUGGGAGACAGUGACCGACAGACCAUCCCUGCUGUCUAUCCUCAAAGAAAGCCCUGGUGGGAUGCUCGAGAUUCCAGUAAUAUCUGGAGUCUCCAGUAUGCCAAAGAUUCCAGUGGUGGAAUCCACCUCCCAGCCAGAGCUGCCGCUCCAAGAUUGUCUUCACCUGAUUUUAUCCUCCCAGAAGUCUUGGGGCAUCUACCUGAGGAUCAAAUCACCAAACCAACUGGCCAACUCCCUCCAGAUCCUCCAGCAAGCGUACGCCAACCACCUACUGCACCACCCAACCUGGAUCAACAUGGACGUGGCCCACGGAUCCUUCAACGUCCACGGAUACAUCAGCGGACAGGAGUUCCUGAAGACCAUCGACCUGAACUUUCCGUACGUCACCAUCACUCCCAGUUGGCCCAAUGAGGUUCUGGAUCAAGGGUACACCCCGCAGCUGGUGGACGACAUGGUGGAGCUUUUCCGAAGCACCUGGCAGGACGUCUCGCUGCAGGUGGACGCCGAUCGUCUGCAGAGGACGGAGGAGGUGCGAAGACUUAGCGAACUUCUUCAACGUGAACCGAGGUUUUCUAUUACAGUGGACUUCAGGAGAGCGACUGAAGACUUUGGACGUAAAAGCCAAGAGGGUUUCUUGGCGUCUCUAUGGAAUGGGAAUAAGCAGCGAAUCUUUUAUAACAUGCCGAAAGUUUAAUCAGAAGGUGAUGUAACUUUUAAUGUAAUUUUGGCUGGGGAAUGCAUGAUGUCCAAAUAAUGUGUCCAAAUAAUUAUAGAAACGCCUUUUAAAGAGUUCAGUUGCAUGUACAAUAGCGUAGCUACUUUGCAAAGUUGAACACAUUUCAUUGCUGAAGCAGAUUACAAAUGCAUGGCUUGUCUAAUGUCUAGUCUCUGUUGUAGAGA